Molecule: messenger RNA, 1450 nt
Organism: Peromyscus eremicus (cactus mouse)
Lineage: Eukaryota; Metazoa; Chordata; Mammalia; Rodentia; Cricetidae
Product: olfactory receptor 2C1
Exons: 1
Coding region: 267-1205 (312 amino acids)
Biological process (GO): G protein-coupled receptor signaling pathway
Cellular component (GO): membrane
Molecular function (GO): G protein-coupled receptor activity; olfactory receptor activity
Source: RefSeq, a predicted model, not a curated record
CUCUGCCCUGUCCUACUGUUGCUCUGAAUUCUGUUGUCUGUCUUCACAAGACACUCCUUCAUCUCUGUGCUAGGUCCCUUUUGACAUCCCAACUCAUCUGACAACCAGGGAUCACAUGAAAGCUUGUGCCCUGAAAGGCUGGACUGGUACUUAACUGUGGAGCCUGAAGAACAUUCUGGAUGCAGAUUUAGCAGUAGCUGCUUCUUCCCUUGCUUUUCCCCCCAGCAGUUUUCCAGAGCAGGCUCCCAGUGACUGAGGCACCGGCGAUGGAAGUGGACAGCAACAGCUCCUCUGGGAGCUUCAUUCUGAUGGGGAUAUCUGACCACCCGCAGCUGGAGAUGCUCUUCUUCGCAAUCAUCCUCUCCUCUUACCUGUUGACGCUGCUUGGGAACUCAACUAUCAUCCUGCUUUCCCGUCUGGAUGCCCGGCUCCACACACCCAUGUACUUCUUCCUCAGCAACCUCUCUUCCUUGGACCUUGCCUUUACUACCAGCUCAGUGCCCCAAAUGCUGAAAAAUCUAUGGGGACCAGACAAGACAAUCAGCUAUGGUGGGUGUGUAACUCAACUCUAUGUUUUCCUUUGGCUGGGGGCCACUGAGUGCAUACUGCUCGUGGUGAUGGCAUUUGAUCGUUACGUGGCAGUUUGCCGGCCCCUGCACUACAUGACUGUCAUGAAUCCACGACUCUGCUGGCUGCUGGCUGCUAUCAGCUGGCUGGGUGGCUUGGGCAACUCUGUGAUUCAGUCAACAUUCACUCUGCAGCUCCCAUUUUGUGGACACCGGAAGGUGGACAACUUCUUGUGUGAGGUACCUGCCAUGAUUAAAUUGGCCUGUGGAGACACGAGCCUCAAUGAGGCUGUGCUCAAUGGUGUCUGCACGUUCUUCACUGCUGUCCCACUAAGCAUCAUUCUGAUCUCCUACUGCUUCAUCGCUCAGGCAGUGAUGAAGAUCCGCUCUGUGGAGGGACGACGGAAGGCCUUCAAUACCUGCCUGUCCCACUUGGUAGUUGUCUUCCUCUUCUACGGCUCGGCUAUCUAUGGGUAUCUGCUUCCAGCUAAGAGCAGUAAUCAGGACCAGGGCAAAUUCAUUUCUCUCUUCUACUCUGUGGUCACACCCAUGGUGAAUCCGCUCAUCUAUACUCUAAGGAACAAAGAAGUGAAGGGGGCCCUGGGAAGGCUGCUGGGGAAGGGAAGAGAAGCCAGCUGAGGAGAGAGCCGGCCUCUUUAGUCUCUGCUGCCUUUUUACCCUGCAUUCUUUUUCUUCUGAGAAGCUCUGUCCUCCGCGAAGUCAAGGCAUGGUCCUGACAAUACUACACUUUUGGAAGAUGGUUAGUGUUAUUGAGACGUUCUGUACUUAUUUACCAGAAAUUUACUGUGAGCUACAGAUAACAGGGUAGAUAUGUACUGUUGCGGGUCCAGGGGUUAUUGACCUAGCCCAGACAUAUUUCACUG